GUCAGAGCAGCUGGAGUAAAACACAAUGCUCCAGUAAGAGACAGUGUUAGAGACAUGAGGUAAAGCAAACUAACAAAUUCGUUUGCUCUUCACUAUUGAAAUUUAAUCUAUAUAAUCCAAUGACAGCUAGGAUCUGACACCACCAUAGACAAUAUCAUAAUAAUAUCUUUAAGAAAGGACACGACACGCUUAGUGCGCGGUAACCGAGGAGUAAAAGGAAGCGAAGCGUAACAGGAAGCGAAGUGUAACCGAAAGUGAGGUGUAACCGGAAGCGAAGCGGAACCGGAAGCGAGGUGGAACCGGAAGCAGACGUGCCGCCAUGUCUAAGGAGUUCGAGAAGGCUCUGCGGAUCAUCUCCAAGCCCCCAGAGCAGCGCCAGUCUCACGAGAUCCACCAGCUGGUUCCCUGGCUAAGGUCAAAGGCCAAGCUCUUCAAGGGACUCAAAACUG
Aplysia californica (California sea hare) is the source of this 449-nucleotide messenger RNA. RefSeq names its product cAMP-dependent protein kinase regulatory subunit. Lineage: Eukaryota; Metazoa; Mollusca; Gastropoda; Aplysiida; Aplysiidae. The record is from RefSeq and is a predicted model, not a curated record.